This is a messenger RNA of Histoplasma mississippiense, 597 nucleotides long. RefSeq lists its product as hypothetical. The record is from RefSeq and is a predicted model, not a curated record. Bases 1 to 597 code for a protein of 198 amino acids. NCBI's taxonomy places the organism in Eukaryota, Fungi, Ascomycota, Eurotiomycetes, Onygenales, Ajellomycetaceae. The transcript has 2 exons.
AUGGGAUCCAAGCAGGAUUCCCUGCCUCCAAUAGACGGGGAUCAAACUUUCAGCACCAUUCUCGGCCAUGCUAAUCCCUCCUCCCCGCGCCUCAGCAUCGAUCCAAUCGUCCGCCUGCCGAUUACAGUGGGCGCUGCAUUUACUGCCGGCAUGGUUUUAGGAGCUGGCCACGGCAGCACGAGAGCGGCAUUUCGAUACCGUGCUGAGAACGCCCAUAGACUACCAACCACAACUAUGGGUUGGUACCAUUAUCACAGAAGCAAGAACUACAAAUCAUUUGUCGGGGGAGUGAAGGAUGGAAUGAAAAUGGGAAUGAAACUUGGAGCUGGGGCUUUUACUUUUUGCUUGUUUGAGGAGACGGUUGACCACGCCCGUCACGGCCAGCAGGAUUUCCUUUCCACGGUGACCGCUGGCCUUGCAUUCUCGGGUCUUUAUAGCUUGCUAGCUGCACGAACAGCGAAACUUGGUUUGAGAUUGAGUCUCACCUUUGGACUGAUCCAAGACGCUCUGGCAGCGAUGAAAGGAAAUCGACCGGGUUAUAUUGAAUUCGUUUACCGAAAAUUUCGUUCGGAGAAUGAGUCCAUUGAUACCGCCUAA